This is a messenger RNA of Dunckerocampus dactyliophorus (ringed pipefish), 2769 nucleotides long. Its product is annotated as plexin domain-containing protein 1-like. The coding region runs from base 213 to 1379 and encodes 388 amino acids. NCBI's taxonomy places the organism in Eukaryota, Metazoa, Chordata, Actinopteri, Syngnathiformes, Syngnathidae. The transcript has 12 exons. The record is from RefSeq and is a predicted model, not a curated record.
GGGAAGGAGGGAGCGUCUCCUCACUCGGCCGCACUCGAGCUGUUUGUCAACUGUCCUCCUGCUGUCAUGGAGCCGCCAUCCCAGAUGUUCCCCUGAGGGAGCGAGGAGCGGCAAACCUUGGCUGAGGUGAGGGAACGUCAGUGCGUGGGAGAGCGGAAGCGGCAAAGCCAAGUGGAAGUCUGGGAAGCGGGGAAGAGACGAGGCAUCUGGACAUGGAACUCGGCGGUCUUCUCUUUGUCUGUCUCCUGCAGGCUCAGCUGGGGACGUUCUGGACCGGAGCGCAUGAAGACGUGAAGAGGGGGACGCCUUGGGGGACACCCAUGGGUGCGCCCAGUUUGCCAGGAACCAGCCUGUCUAGAGGCGCCCGCAGCGCACCGUCCCAGGGAGGCCGGCUUGACAUCAGUUUCCUGCCUGACAACAUGACCCAAAUAGUGGAGGACUCCCAGCGCUACUACAGCUGGCAGAGUUUUGGUCCUGAAGACGAACGCACCAAAGACCUGUGGGUGGAUCUGGACUCUCUGCACAAGAGCCAAGUCCGAAUCCACGGCAUCUUGUCCAACGCGCACCGGCAAGCAGCGAGGGUGGCGCUGUCUUUUGACUUCCCUUUCUACGGACACUACUUGAGACAAAUUAUCGUUGCGACUGGAGGCUUCAUCUUCAUGGGGGAGAUCACUCACCGCAUGCUGACCGCCACCCAGUACAUUGCCCCCCUCAUGGCCAACUUCGACCCCAGUUUCUCCCAAAACUCCACUGUCAGGUACUCGGAUAACGGUAAUCUGUUUGUGGUCCAGUGGGACAACGUGCGGCUAAAGGAGCGAGAGGCUGAAGGAGCGUUUACCUUCCAGGCUGCCCUGCACAGGAAUGGAACCGUGGUGUUUAACUACAAAGAGAUCCCGGUGUCAGUGGACAGGAUAAACUCCACCGAGCAUCCGGUCAAGGUGGGACUGUCCGACGCUUUCAUGGCGUACCUCCCAUCCGCACAGGUGGCAGACGCAAAGCAGCGGACCAUCUACGAGUAUCACCGCGUGGAAAUCAACACCACCAAGAUCAUCAGCAGAUCUGCCUUUGAGUUCACGCCGCUGCCCACUUGUCUUCAGCACACCUCCUGCGACCUCUGCUUGGCGUCCAACUUGACCAGCGGAUGCGGGUGGUGCAACACGCUUCAGCGGUGCUCCGACGGGAUCGACCGGAUGAGACAAGAGUGGCUGGAUUACAACUGUCCUGAAGAGGCUAAAGGCACAUGUGAGGACUACAACUCGCCUGAAGAUUCUACGCUCUCCUACAACCACUCCUCACUUUCUCCCGCAACAUCUGCUGCCACUGAGCUCCAGGGCGAGUCUGUUACCAGGGAACCUGCUGGCAACUCUGCAUUUGAUUGACAACACGGAUGUAUCAAACUGGCAAGCUACAGAUUCCAGGCAGAGGUUGGCACUAGCCUCAUUCUUUGGCAGGCACAAGGAGGCCGCCCAUCACUCAAUGCCACAUUUCUACCACCACCGCUGCCCAAGAGGGUUCGUGUUGGAGAUCCAGAUGAUGUUCGCACUGACCAAGUCGCACAUUAAAAUGUGACAAACAUGGCCGCUGCAAACUCUGCAAAGUCGAUGCAACCACGUGAUGUGCGUCUUUGCUUCACUGAGGAACGAAACUGUUUCAAGUCUUACCAUCUGACUUAGGCUAAACGGCUGAAGACACUUACCAGACAUAAGAACUGAGAAAAUGUUUUGGGCAAGGUCCUGAUGAUACAACAGUUUCAUUUCUCUUCAGCGUUUACGUUUUUUUUGCACAAUUUAUGUUUGUAGGUCUGCAGCUAUGGUAGCUUAUUGCAAAUGUCCCCAAAUAAGCAGUGUUAUUUAUUUCUGAUGCAUUUGGCAUAUUUUGUGAUGCAAAGCAAGAAGUUUGUUAAACCUUGCUAUUGAAGUCACAGUUUUUACAUAUGUUAUGGAAAUGCAAAUAGAAAGGCAGUUUUGUGGUCCCAAGCAGUAAAAACUAGUGAUGGGAAAAUGAAGCUUCAUGAAGCACUUGUGAUAUUUUUAAAAAUUUCCACGGCAUCUUGAAACCAAGAGUGCCAUAUAGAGGAGUCAAAAAUAUCACAAGGCUUGUGAAGCUUCAUUUGUCCAUCCAUCGCUCGUAAAAAACAUCAGGUUUACUUCUUUUCAAAGAAGGAAUGUGUUUGCCACCAACGCCCAAUGUGACAAAUAUGUAACAACACAGAUCUUUGGUAAUAAAAAGUGUUAUUCUGAAAAAAAGUUACAAAUGUGUUCUAUGUGGUCCACUUGGUCUGUGGUAUAGCCCGGAUAAUUUUCCUUUAAGGAUAAAUGGGCCCGGGUUCUUAUGGGCUAGAAAGCCCGCUAUUUAAAAACCUACUAAAACAUUUUAUCAUUUUAUAUCCACCUAAUUAAACCUAAAUUUCCAAAAAUGACCACUUUAUUUGUUUUGUUUCUCAAAAUAGCAAGUCUAUUUUCUCUAAUAUUUCAAUGUUAUGCUACUAAAAUGUUAUUUUCCCUCAUAUUAUAACUUUUUUAUCGGAAUAUUUUGACUUUAUUCUUGUAAAACCCCUGAUAUAUGCUGUACAUUUUACUUAUAUUAUUACGUAUUCAUACAUUAGUAUCCAUCUAUGGUGAAUGAGGUUUUCUUUAGAAAAAACAGACAGCUAUUUUCUAAAAAAAAACAAAAAAAAAACACAAAUCUGCAAAUUUGCGGGUCUGUGAAUACUGAAGCGAAGUGUACAAAAUGUGGCCGUUAUAAAAGGUAAACAUGUUGUAUUAUAGC